Messenger RNA from Rhagoletis zephyria (snowberry fruit fly), 1020 nucleotides. The record is from RefSeq and is a predicted model, not a curated record. Lineage: Eukaryota; Metazoa; Arthropoda; Insecta; Diptera; Tephritidae.
AUGCCCGGAACACUGCGCCUCAAGAACGUCGACAUUGUCCUCGAGAACGAGACGAAGGUCUUCAACUUUGGCGAGAACGUGCACGGCCUGCUGAGAAUCGACUUCAAGGGCGAGCUGCCGCUGACCAAUCUGCAGAUUGGCGUUGUCUGCAUGUCCAAGAUCAAGCACGCCGAUGAGACCUUCGACCAGAAGAAGCUGCUGGAGAACUUCUACCAGCUGCCUAAAUCAGUGGCCUCUCAGGUGCUGCGCACCGGCGUCCACGAGAUUCCCUUUCGCUUUGCACUGCCUGACAGUAGCGAAUCACCGCCCACCUUUGACGGCCGCUACGGAGCGAUCAACUACUUCGUUGAGUGCAUCAUCGAGGUGGAGGAGCUGCACCGAACGGGCCUGGAGAUUAAAAUCGAGAGUCCAGUCAAGUCGAACUUGCUGCUAACGGUGAGCGGAAGUUCGGAGAAGGACCUCGGCCUCUUCUGCAUCGGCUCCGGCUCGGUCACUAUCGAGGCGACCAUCGACCGGAAGGGCUACCUGCCCGGGGAGACCAUUCAGCUGAAGACCUUCAUCAACAACAUGACCACGCUGAAGGUGCAGCCACGGGCGACGCUCUACCAGACGCAGAUCUUCAUGACCGGGGAUCGGCAUCGAACGCUGGAACUGGUCCUCGGCGAACCUUCCUACGGAAAUGAAGUGGAGCCAAACGAGGUAGCGGAGGAGGUGAUUGAGAUUACCAUACCAGCUCGGGCCCAGCUGACCAUGAAGUCGAACAUCAUCACCGUCAAGUACUUCGUUCAUGUAACCUUGGAUAUACCUCAGAACAAAGACCUGCACAUCAACUUGCAGUUCGUGGUGACGAACAAGGCGGCAAUCCUCGAGGCGCAGCAGGCCUUCGCCGAGGCCCUCGAGGGCCUGGAGGAACGCUUCCGGGCAAGGGAGGAACGUCGGACGAAGAAACGCCUCGGAAGUGGCAGCGGCAGCAAGAACAGCAGCUUCGGCUCGAACAAGGACGUCGCCGGAGCGGACUGA